UGCUUUCUCAUAGUGCUUGCUUUACCAGUUAGCCCACAGAAAUUCAAAAAUGUGGUUGAAUAUGAACUCCUCACUGAGUAUUACAUUGAUCAAACUGGCCAAUUCAUUGCAUCCAUUUUGAUGCCAAUAUGCGAAUCGAACAAUAUUUAUCAGUUAAAUAUUAUGCAGCUGUUUUUCGAUCCCUACAGCAACGUAGUCAUGAAUCGAGUUUUGAAGUAUAUUGCCGGAGCUUCGUGUGGUAAUAAAAUAGUUUUUGGACAUACCAGCGAUAAGAUGGGAUCAACGAAGGGUACACAGUACUACGUGGUUUUCUGCCACGUUUUGAGUGAGAACGUCGUAAAGCUUAUGGAUUUCGUUUCCGAGCGACAAUUAAGACACGGCGAUGGUCGGUAUGUUUUUGUGACUUUUUUAAACAACGGAUCGGUUUACAAUAGUAGAUUUUUCAUACGGCAAAACGACAGAUAUCGUUUGCAUUACCUGUUUAUGAUAAAGUUUGACGCAUAUGGAUGGCACCAAGCAGGCUUCAUUCAUCCGUUCUCUCUAAAAGAACGCCCAUAUAUAAUGGGGCAGAAUAUAGAAGAGACCUUCAAAAAUCAGCUGAAGGAUGUGGACGGAUACCACUUUACAAUGCAAUAUUCAAGACCCAUAUAUGCGAGUCCUAAAGAGACCACUCAAUACGGAUAUCUAGUCAAAACAAUGGCGUCAAAACGAGGCGGCAAAGGCAGCUUACUAUCGCUAAACCAUGAAAGUAAAUAUUUCCCCGACUUUAUGCUGAUUGAAGACAUUCUAUUUGAUGCCUCGAGAUUCAAAUUUGUCAAAUUGCUUUCUAUGAACCAGUUCCGGUACUUGUGCGUAGUGACACCUGCCUUGGACGAAGAGGUUCCUUGGCUUCAAGUAUUCAUCGAACCUUUCCAUUGGACAGUCUGGGCUACGUUUCUGGUCGUAAUUGAAAUGCUCGCUAUUUUUGUAUAUCGCUUCGGCUACCGAGGAAACAUUCGAAGAAGUUUUUGGACCAUACACUUUGAAAUUUAUCAAACUUUCAUGAAUGGUCUCUUGAAUAGAAGGCGCAACCAGUUCGAAGAGUAUGUUAUCGGAAUGUUUGUUCUGCUGUGCAUGAUCCUGAUGGCAGUUUACGAGUCGGCAUUGGUCUCCUCCAUGUCAAUGAAGCGGUUCUACCCGGAAAUCGAUACCAUCGAAGAAGUGAACAACUCCAAGUAUCCGGUGGUGAUUGUGAAGCGUGUUACCGAACUGUUCAAUCUUUAUUUCAAGAACAUGACAUGGAUAGCAGACGAAACGAGCACCAACAGAACCGCUGUGCCCAACAUCAUGACCGAUUAUCAGCACGUAGUGCCUUGCGAAUCCGUUUAUUAUUAUAUAAAAUGGAAUGUAAAGAGGCGAUUGCAUGUGGUAGCGGAAUACGCUGGUUCCAAAACAAACAAUUUUGCCAUUGCCACGUUUUCACCAUAUGGAGAAGUUUUGUACUACUAUUGGACUGCAUUCUUGGAAGGGGAUUUGUUUAAAUAUUGGCAACUUACAAGGUUUGUGCCGAAAUAUUUCGAGAAGACCGGUGGCUACACGGUCAAUCCGUUAAAUUUGAGGGAUACGAACAUUGCAUGGUUUACAAUUUUGGUCGGAUCCUUGUCCAGUAUUUUGGCCUUUUCGAUAGAACUUAUAUGCAGUGUUGUGAAUAGAUUUGUUUUUGUUCAAAGAGGCAGAAAAACUGUUAAGUGAUUUAAUAAAUAUGCUAUCUCGUAUAACUCAAAAACAAAUAGUUUUACCCCCGGAAUCCGGAAAUAACACCAAACUUUAUUAUUUAUAAAUGGAUCCAUUAAAAUUGCAAAAAUGAAUUAAAAAAUACAACAUUAUACGCUUAAAGCUAAUCAAUUCCUUUGGCAAUACACACGUUUUGGAAUUAUAAUUAAAGAAAAACAUAUUUAAAUGCUCUAGGAAAAGAAUUAUUUGAA
Aedes aegypti (yellow fever mosquito) is the source of this 1964-nucleotide messenger RNA. RefSeq lists its product as uncharacterized. Lineage: Eukaryota; Metazoa; Arthropoda; Insecta; Diptera; Culicidae. The record is from RefSeq and is a predicted model, not a curated record. The transcript has 2 exons. Bases 121 to 1731 code for a protein of 536 amino acids.